GUUCCGCCAUGUCUCAUAGGAAGUUCGAAGUCCCCCGUCACGGCUCGUUGGGAUUCUUGCCUCGCAAGCGUACCCGCCAUCAUAAGGGUAAGGUAAAGUCGUUCCCCAAGGAUGACCAGUCCAAGCCCUGCCACCUUACUGCCUUCAUGGGCUACAAGGCCGGCAUGACCCAUAUCGUCCGUGAUGUCGAUAAGCCGGGUUCUAAGCUUCAUAGGAAGGAGGUUGUUGAGGCCGUCACUGUCUUGGAAGCCCCUCCCAUGGUCUGUGUUGGUUUCGUUGGUUACGUCGAGACCCCUAAUGGUCUUCGUGCUCUCACCACUGUGUGGGCAAAGCACUUGUCCGAUGAGGUCCGUCGUCGUUUCUAUAAGAACUGGUAUCACUCCAAGAAGAAGGCUUUCAGCAAGUACCAGGAGAAGGACCAUGACGCCGAGGUUCAGCGGUGUAAGAAGUACUGCCAGGUUGUGCGUGCCAUCAUGCACACCCAGGUCAGCAAGGUUAAGCUCACUCAGAAGAAGGCCCAUAUUGUUGAGGUCCAGGUCAACGGUGGUUCCGUCUCGGACAAGGUCGAUUUCUGCCAGUCUCUCUUCGAGAAAGAGGUUCCAAUUUCCUCCGUCUUCGAUAAGGACGAGAUGGUUGAUAUCAUUGGUGUGACUAAGGGUCACGGAAAUACCAGUGUCACCACUCGAUGGGGUGUCACUCGUCUUGCCCGUAAGACCCAUCGUGGUCUUCGCAAGGUCGCCUGUAUUGGCGCCUGGCAUCCGGCCCGAGUCCAGUUCCAGGUCCCUAGAGCUGGUCAGAUGGGUUAUCAUCAUCGUGUUGAGAUCAACAAGAAGAUCUACCGCAUCGGCAAGGCCCUCCGUGAGGAUCCUAACAAUGCUGCUGGCUCCAACGAUCUCACCCAGAAGGCUAUCACUCCCAUGGGUGGCUUCCCCCACUACGGUGAGGUCAACGAAGACUGGGUUAUGCUCAAGGGUACUGUUACUGGUCCUAAGAAGCGUGUCAUCACUCUUCGUAAGAGCCUCCUCCCCCAGACCAGCCGUAACGCUUUGGAGAAGAUCGAUCUCAAGUUCAUCGAUACCUCCUCCAAGUACGGUCAUGGUAGAUUCCAGACUGCUGAUGAGAAGAGGAAGUACUAUGGUCGUGAGGCUGAGGCCACUCAGGCUUAAGCAGCCUUCCUCUGUUGUAGUUUUGAUUGGACUAUUACUACCCACAUUCGGCCACGAUGGAAGAUUUAAUCCUAGGCUUGGCGGUAACCUUUCUAUAGAGGUGCGGG
Molecule: messenger RNA, 1273 nt
Organism: Perkinsus marinus ATCC 50983
Lineage: Eukaryota; Perkinsozoa; Perkinsida; Perkinsidae
Product: 60S ribosomal protein L3, putative
Exons: 1
Coding region: 9-1166 (385 amino acids)
Biological process (GO): translation; ribosomal large subunit assembly
Cellular component (GO): ribosome; cytosolic large ribosomal subunit
Molecular function (GO): structural constituent of ribosome; RNA binding
Source: RefSeq, a predicted model, not a curated record